Triticum turgidum subsp. durum (durum wheat) is the source of this 1830-nucleotide messenger RNA. NCBI's taxonomy places the organism in Eukaryota, Viridiplantae, Streptophyta, Magnoliopsida, Poales, Poaceae. The record is from the annotation of a GenBank genome assembly.
AUGGCGAUGCCGCGCAGCGCGCCGGCGGAGCCAGAUGAAAGUGCGUCGCGCACGAAGCUCCUCGUCGGCGGCAUCGCGGCCUUCCUGCUCCUCGCCAUCAUCAUCGGCACGGCGGCGUUCAUCGUGUCGGAGAGGGCCGAGGACGAGGGGGAGACGAACAAGAAAGCGAUGGCCGCCACGAUGCGCACCGUGGACCUCUUCUGCUCGCCCACGGACUACCAGGCCACGUGCAAGGAGACGCUGACCAAGCCGCUGGAACGUUCUGACAACCAGGUCGACCACCCGCACGCCGCCGCCGCCGCCGCGAUCACCGCCGUCGGCCGGGAGCUCUCGCGCGGCUUCAACGAGUCGUCGCUGCUGGAGGCCGUGCGCCAGAGCAACGACACGCUGGUCCACGAGGCCCUGCUCGACUGCAAGAUGCUCCUGGACGACUGCGCCGCCGACGUGACCCGCGCGCUCUCCACCGUCGCGUGGCGCGGCGUCGACGGGCCGGCGCAGGACCUCCAGGCGUGGCUGAGCGCGGUGAUCACGUUCCAGGGCUCCUGCGUCGACAUGUUCCCCAAGGGCGAUGUCCGCGUCCAGAUCAAGGAGAUCAUGGAGAAGGCGCGGGAGAUCUCCAGCAACGCCAUCGCCAUCAUCCAGCAGGGCGCUGCCCUCGCUGCCAUGAUCGAAAUCGACGCCGGCGCGAAAGUCACCCUCCCCAAUGACGCGGACGACGACGACGAUGACGACGACGACAACAACGGCAAAGACGAUACCCCCGCCGAGCAAAGCGACGGCGAGCGCCAGCUCCAGGAGUCCGUGUCCGACGUCCCCACGUGGGUGCCCAGCGAGGACCGGAGGAUUCUGGAAGAGGCGGAGGAAGAACGCAAUGGCGUGCUCACGCCGAACGUGACGGUGGCCAAGGAUGGUUCCGGUCAAUUCACAAACAUCUCGGCCGCCUUGGACGCGUUGCCCAAGAAUUACAGCGGGAGGUAUGUGAUCUACAUCAAGGAAGGUGUCUACGACGAGUCGGUGAACGUCACCAACGGGAUGUCAAACAUCACCAUGUACGGCGACGGCCCGAAGAAGUCCAUCAUCACCGGCAGCAAGAGCGUCGGCGACGGCGUAAGGAUGUGGAGAACCGCCACCUUGGCGGUGGACGGAGACAGGUUCAUGGCGGUGAAGAUGGGGAUCCGGAACACGGCGGGGGACGAGAAGCAGCAGGCGAUUGCGGUGCGCGUGAAGGGCGACCGGGCCAUCUUCUUCAACUGCCGGAUCGACGGGCACCAGGACACGCUCUUCGCGCAGGCCUACCGCCAGUACUAUCGCAGCUGCAUCGUCUCCGGCACCGUGGACUUCAUCUUCGGCGACGCGGCCGCCGUGUUCCAGCGCUGCGUGCUGCUCGUCAAGGACCCGCUCCCGGGGAAGCCGGGCGUGGUGACCGCGCACGGGCGCCGCGACCGGCAGCAGACCACCGGCUUCGUCCUGCACCGGACCCGCAUCGUGGCCGAUGAAGCCCUCGCCAGCAAGUCGUCGACGGUGAAGACCUUCCUGGGGCGGCCGUGGAAGGAGUACUCGAGGGUGAUUGUGAUCGAGUCGGUGAUCGACGGGUUCGUGCACGCGCAGGGGUACAUGCCGUGGGAGGGCAAGAACAACCUGGGCACAGCGUUCUACGGCGAGUACGGCAAUGUCGGGGACGGCGCCAACAUCACCGCGCGCCAGGAGAUGAAGGGGUUCCAUGUGCUCAACAAGGAUAAGUCGAAGGUGUUCACGGUGGAGCGCUUCCUGAACGGCGGCGAGUGGAUACCGGAGACGGGCACGCCGGUGAGGCUAGGGCUGUUUGGCUGA